AUGCCUUCAUCAUUACCAUCAUCGUCGCCGCGAGCCAUCGCCCUCCUGCUCCUCUGCACCCUCACCGCCGUCCUCGCCCUGCCGAAGAACUAUCCUCGCUUCUCAGUCCCCCAGCAGUAUCUCGAGGUCGGCCAGAUGCGCGCCGCCAUGGAGAUGAAUCCCUCCGCCAUCCUCGAAGCUCAGUGCAUCGACCGCAACGUCCACAUUGUCUUCCACGACGAGUCUGUUGCCGAGCUCAACAUUUGCGAGGGCGGCAUCGCCGGCGACGUCAAGUCCUGUCGUGGCAACCCCGUCGAGACCAUGGGCGUCGCCGGCUCGGCCCGCUUCUCGCUCAAGGUCAUGGCCGAGGGCGCCACCAUCAACGUGGCCAAGAAGCGGUGGGAGGCCUGCGUGCGCGCCGCGCGCGCCGUGUGUCCCACCGGCAGCUUCCGCGCCGUGUGCGCCGGGGGCACGACCAAGGGUGACUUGGAGUUCUUCCUCACCAAUCCGUGGUGA
Molecule: messenger RNA, 495 nt
Organism: Verticillium alfalfae VaMs.102
Lineage: Eukaryota; Fungi; Ascomycota; Sordariomycetes; Glomerellales; Plectosphaerellaceae
Exons: 2
Coding region: 1-495 (164 amino acids)
Source: RefSeq, a predicted model, not a curated record